GCAGUCGAGACGCCAGCGUUUGCGAAGUCGCGGUCGCCCUUGGAGCAGCUCCAGCCCACGGAGGCCAAGGCGAAGCAAGCGGCGACGCACGUUCACAACCUUCUUACAGAGAUCGGCAACUUGGAGAGGCGCCGCCAGCAGGCGCGAGAGGACUACGACCAGGCCAUGGAGGAACUCGUGGCCGCUGGGGAGGCUCACGAGGCGGCGGUCCUGGCCUACAAUAAGUAUCGUUCCCCGACGGCACCUGAGCCCAGCCAGUCGUGCUCAGAGUUUGAUUUUUUGGUGGCAUUCGAAGAAAAACUCACGAGCUUCUCGGUGCACGAGUACGAGGACGGGGAGGCGAAUACGAAACUCCAGGUCGGCCUCGCGGCCACGGACGAAGCCAAAGCCCAGGCCAAGGCGGUCAUCCAGGUCAGCCGUGUCUGGGGCGCGGCGAGGGCCAUUGAGCAGGAGCUCAGGGAUCCCAUUGGACCAGAUGCUGCACCCCGUCCCGAGCACUAUCAUGACGACGGCGGCGCGUGGCAAGCGCCGGCAGACAGGCCUUCCCCGAAGACGAAGAAGCCCGGUGAUCGCAUUCAUGUGCCCCUCUUCUUCGCGAACAUUACGGCGUGGGGGCCACGCAUUCGCGAGUUUGUGGUCGAGAACAAGCGCAACUACGGCAUGAUGGCUUUUGCGGAGACCCACGUCACCGAUGAGAAGCUGGAGCGUCUCAAGGAUCCCUUCCGUGGCUGGGUUGCCACGGUCUUGCACCUCCGCGCCGGCAACCUCAUUGUCAUCUCGGCGUACUCUUUGCCGAAGCAUGGGUUCGGGGGCCUCAACUUG
Molecule: messenger RNA, 822 nt
Organism: Prorocentrum cordatum
Lineage: Eukaryota; Dinophyceae; Prorocentrales; Prorocentraceae
Source: the annotation of a GenBank genome assembly